AUGCGCAUCAGGGAUCCCUGGAAAAAGCCGAAGAAGAAAUUUGAGGAGCAAGCUUGCAGAUCUCCGAUCAACCGAGAAGAGGAGAGGAAUGCAUUAUGUGAAGCACACACGGGACCUGCCAAGUUUUACGUGUCUGAGUCAACGCCUGUCAAUGCUCGCGACAAGCUCUACUUAUGCCUCCCUCAAUUUGUGAACUUGAACCUCCUCGGGAAUCCUGUGGCUCGGCGGGCAGACAAGACACAUCACAGCAAAAAGCGGGUGUUAGAAGGACAUAGGGAACUAAUGCCCUCGCUGCAUCAAAUGGUGUUUAUUCGCCUCAUGCAAACAAGUUAUCGAGAAAAACCUCAUGGGGGAAGGCGCCAUGUAUGGCAUUUUCCCUCGAAGCACAGCCUGGACUCGACAUGGAGCUGCUGGAGUCCGGAUGCAUUGCACAUCGUCGGCGAGUCUGAAGACGGAACGGCGAUCAUCGUGGGACAUCCUAUCAGAACUAGCCACUCGCAUGUAUAUGCAGUACGCUAUUCAUCUGAUGGAUUACCUUUCGGGACGUCAGGACAAGAGGUGCUUCACUCUGUAGAAGCAUACCAUUUAUUGCAGCAGGUCCAUUGCAUCGUACGGACCUCAUAUGAUAUAAUUCUCUGGGCUGUAUUGAUGGAGUUGUACAGAAACAAGAGAGUGCUUGCCACUAGUGGUAUCGACAAGAAUGUGUAUAUCUGGGAUCUUCAGGCGCUGUUUAGAGAUAUCAAUCGAGCUAGAACCGUUACUGUGAACGUCUACAGCUGGUCACUUGCUACUCAAUGGUCUUCUGAUGCGAUACCAGACAUUAAUAUUUCUGGCGCAUCGCCUCCGGUACAAGACCAUAGCAUGAGCGUUGCACAGCGCCGUGAAGUUCCUUAUUCAGAACUGUUGGCCAAGUCGCUGAGAAGCUUACUACUAGGCGUCUAA
Messenger RNA from Suillus fuscotomentosus, 942 nucleotides. RefSeq lists its product as uncharacterized. The coding region runs from base 1 to 942 and encodes 313 amino acids. NCBI's taxonomy places the organism in Eukaryota, Fungi, Basidiomycota, Agaricomycetes, Boletales, Suillaceae. The transcript has 11 exons. The record is from RefSeq and is a predicted model, not a curated record. Gene Ontology annotation, molecular function: protein binding.